AUGGAGAGGCGCGAAAAUGACCCCAGGCAGAGCUCGCUGCCAAGCAGUCUCAUCCCUCACUUGUUUACCGCUCCUCAGCAACCCCGCGACAGUUCAACCAGGACAACCCUCGCGCCAUCUAUCACCCCAUCGGUGGCAGCAGAAGAGGCACCAUUUGAUAUUGAGCAAACCUACAUGCAUGUCGUGUCACCCUCAUUUCCUAUGACGCCCCUUGUGCCACAUUCCGCCUUUGAAAGUAGACCGGGUUCCAGGACUUACUUUGCCUACGAAUCUGAACAUCACGAUCGACAACUCGCCUCCAGUUCCGUGAGCCUUGCAGAACUUUCCGAUCAAACACUUCAUCGACUCGAACCUUCCAUUCCUCCCGUUCAUGGCCAACGAUUCGCCAGCCCGAUCUACAGCGACCCAGUCUUCCAUGCAUCCCGUCCUACAAUUCCGUCGCGCACGCCAAGCUACACUUUCCCGCCACCCGCCACCCGAGAAAAUGUCCUACAGCGCACUUCAUGGAGAGAGGGUGAGGCGGGGCCCUCAUCCUUGCUGCCAGCUAUACGAACAGACCAACGAACAAGCAGAGGACGUCGAGGCUCAAGUCAACCUGCUCGUCUUGGGCCUCAGACGGAGAUGUUUGAGAGAGGAAGCAGUAGCUUCGAUCCCGACGUACCAUUCGGAGACAUGGCUAGACGGGAGAGUGAAAGAGAGGGUUAUCUGCUCUCAUCCGGCUCGCUUGGCCGAAGACUGUAUGGACCGUCGUCUUCCCACAGCUUUCAGGGUUUACUACCACCCUUGCUAGUUCCCAGCUCAGGGGACCUUUUUGGGCAGCAAAAUGUAUAUACAUACCCAUCCACUCCACUUAACAUUACAUCUUCUGGGUCUACAUCAUCAGGCAUGCGUGGUGGAAGUCCCGGAUUAGAGCCGAUGUAUCCAUCAGAAACCCGGUUUGAUCCACCGAGUGCGUUUCGCUCAACUGAAUACGGAAGUGACGAGGCGUCUCAGAAGGGGAAAAAACGAAGGGCGGGGAGGAGGGCAGAUUCGGUGGAAAUGGACGACGAUAGCAAACCACGCAAGUCUAGAAAUCCAAGAAAGACGGCUGUCGCGUGUAACUUCUGUCGAGGGCGAAAACUUCGCUGCAAUGGUGCAAAACCUUCGUGUUACAAUUGCACUGUAAGGAAAUUCGAAUGCGAGUAUGUACCAAUACAAAGGCGCCGGGGUCCUGGGAAGGCGCCCAGAGGAAGCCGGUCAAAGAAAGCGAGCACUUCUGGGAGAGUAUCAGAUGCUAGCUUGAGCACCAAUGCUGCAGAUCGACGUCCAAGUCCACUAGCGCCCGCCGACUAUCCUCCUGACAUACUUGUACCAGAACUCCGGCCGUACACAUCUGGGAUGUCUCUUGAUAAGUUCUCUUUCCAACCGCCUGAUUCAUCUCCACCCUAUCCGUCUGCGCCGAUUCCGGGGCGGAUGAGGGAAAUGGGGCCGCACGCACAGACACCCCGAAGUCGGGAAACAAGCUCAGAAGAUGGGUCGGACGCUGAGGAGUUUUAUCGCAAGAUGGGAUAA
Messenger RNA from Laccaria bicolor S238N-H82, 1551 nucleotides. RefSeq lists its product as uncharacterized. Gene Ontology annotation, molecular function: zinc ion binding; DNA-binding transcription factor activity, RNA polymerase II-specific. The record is from RefSeq and is a predicted model, not a curated record. Gene Ontology annotation, biological process: regulation of DNA-templated transcription. The transcript has 3 exons. Lineage: Eukaryota; Fungi; Basidiomycota; Agaricomycetes; Agaricales; Hydnangiaceae. The coding region runs from base 1 to 1551 and encodes 516 amino acids.